Messenger RNA from Schistosoma rodhaini, 228 nucleotides. The record is from the annotation of a GenBank genome assembly. NCBI's taxonomy places the organism in Eukaryota, Metazoa, Platyhelminthes, Trematoda, Strigeidida, Schistosomatidae.
AUGGUAUUCACUGAUGGUCUUAGAGUGUGUACUAAAUAUCAAAGCCGAACACGCAUCAUUUCGGGUGAACUUAAGUUUUUAAACUUCAAUUUGAAAACUACUCCACAUUACAACUCAAACGUUCUUUGGAGCCUAGUUGUUUUGUAUAAGCGCGUCAUCUGUGAACUUUGUACUGUACUCCCUGAUGAAUCACAUUACACACUAACAACCAAUAGUUUUCGAAGAUAA